Messenger RNA from Misgurnus anguillicaudatus (oriental weatherfish), 1740 nucleotides. RefSeq names its product 5-phosphohydroxy-L-lysine phospho-lyase (gene phykpl). NCBI's taxonomy places the organism in Eukaryota, Metazoa, Chordata, Actinopteri, Cypriniformes, Cobitidae. Gene Ontology annotation, molecular function: pyridoxal phosphate binding; transaminase activity. The record is from RefSeq and is a predicted model, not a curated record. Gene Ontology annotation, cellular component: mitochondrion.
CGCAUGCGUAGUAGCUGCAGGAACCUGGAAAUAAAGUGUUUUUAGCGCAGUUUAAGGUUAAGAAACAAAUUUUAUGGUGCAGUUGAUGUCAGGUUUAAUUAUUGUAGUGAAAUAUGUUGUUUUAUCACAAUCUUAUGGAGUGAUUUUACAGAUGUUACUCUAUUCCCAUUUAGGUAGAUAGGACUUAGUCUUAUAUGACUGAAGUGACUUGUGGUGCCGAGUGGAUAGACUUUCUGUAAACGCUGGUCAACGUCCAACGAAGUGCUGUUUUUAUGCCAUAAAUUUAAUUAUCCGGGUCUAGAAGAAGGAAAGCGACGGUCGCUGACAUGGCUCUCGAAGUUUUCCGCAAAGAUGAGACUCUGGAAAUGCGCAGAAAGUUGAUUGGGGAGUCCUGCAGACUGUUUUUCUCUCACGAUCCCGUAAAAAUUGUACGAGCACGGGGUCAGUAUUUAUAUGAUGAACGAGGCAUGCAGUACCUGGACUGCAUUAGUAAUGUCCAACAUGUGGGACACUGUCAUCCUAGCAUCACUGAGGCUGCUGCUGCUCAAAUGGAUCUUCUUAAUUCAAACACUAGAUUUCUCCAUGAUAACAUAGUGCUAUAUGCACAACGACUGGCAGCCACUCUGCCAAAAAAGCUUAGUGUCUUUUAUUUUGUCAACUCAGGUUCAGAGGCAAAUGAUCUUGCCAUGCGACUUGCCCGCCAGUAUACCCAACAUCAGGACGUCAUAGUGCUGGAUCAUGCAUAUCAUGGACAUCUCACCUCACUCAUUGACAUCAGUCCAUACAAGUUUAGAAAGUUGGAGGGACAAAAAGAGUUUGUUCAUGUGGCACCUCUUCCUGAUACUUACCAAGGUAUGUACCGGGAGGACCAUCCCAACCCAGGAGAGGCUUAUGCAGACUCAUUGAAAAGUCUUAUUGAAGAGGUGCAUAAGAAAGGCCGGAAGAUUUCGGCUUUUUUUGCUGAGUCUUUACCUAGUGUUGGUGGCCAGAUAAUUUUUCCAGAUGGUUAUUGUAAAAGAGUAGCAGAAUAUGUUCAUGAGGCGGGGGGAGUUUACGUUGCAGAUGAGAUUCAGACAGGCUUUGGUCGUGUUGGGAGUCAUUUCUGGGCUUUUCAGCUUCAAGACUUUUGCCCUGACAUUGUCACUAUGGGCAAACCAAUGGGCAAUGGUCAUCCAGUUGCUUGUGUGGCCACUACAGAGGAGAUAGCUCGUGCCUUCACAGACAAUGGUGUGGAGUACUUCAACACAUUUGGUGGUAACCCAGUGUCCUGUGCCAUCGGUUUGGCAGUUUUAGAUGUAAUAGAAAAAGAGGACCUGAGAGGAAAUGCACUACGUGUUGGAGGUCACUUGAAACAUCUGCUUAGUCAACUUCAAACUAAACAUUCAAUCAUCGGAGAUGUGCGUGGAGUAGGACUGUUUAUUGGUAUGGAACUAGUUAAAGACAGAUGUUCCCGAAAACCAGCAACAGAAGAAGCGGCACAGCUUGUUAGAAGGCUCAAAGAGGAGUGUAUAGUUAUGAGCACUGAUGGACCAUGGGACAGUGUCAUCAAAUUCAAACCUCCCAUGUGCUUCAGUAUAGAGGAUGCAGAGAGAGUCGCUAUGUGCAUUGACCAAAUUCUCAAAGAACUGGAGAAUACCACCAAAGAAGAAAAAGUUGAGGUUUAAAGUGGUUUAAAAAAAAUUCACUUUCAUAUAUAAGAUCUAAUUAUACAUGAAUUAAAAUAAAUCAUCUUUUAUGAUA